Molecule: messenger RNA, 1635 nt
Organism: Cadophora gregata
Lineage: Eukaryota; Fungi; Ascomycota; Leotiomycetes; Helotiales; Ploettnerulaceae
Exons: 2
Coding region: 1-1635 (544 amino acids)
Biological process (GO): siderophore biosynthetic process
Source: RefSeq, a predicted model, not a curated record
AUGGCGCCCACCCCCAGCGUCGUUCAUCUACCCAAUGGGCAGAAUCUAACCGUGACAGCUGUCUUUGGUGGCUACUUCUUCAAGUCCAAUGAGCUCAAUCUUCACACAAACGUCUUCCCAGCAGGCUGGACUGUCAUCAUCCAAUCCGAAGACUACGCAGAUGAUCACAAUGUGGAGGAAUCGGCACAGGUCGAGCUCGCUGGCAUGCCAAAGGAGAAGAAACGGCAUAUACAUCCCUUCAAGCGACCUACUUUGAAGAACGACAACCUUUUCAUAUCGUCAAUAUCGAAUCCUUCUAGCAAUGACUUUAAGGCUCCUACGAGUCCUACCCGACAAAUUGCCAUGAUGCUCUGGGCUUCAUUAUACUGGUACUUUCACUUGCAACAACCAUCUCCCUACAUCGUAACCGAGGCUUCUAAGAACACACCAGACUCAGGAAAGCCGAGAGGGGAAUGGCGCAUCAACAUUAAGAGGGAAGGGGUUUUCCGAGGCCGAAAUUUGAUACAGAAGCUGGAAAGGAUGGGAUUGAUCACAUCGGAAGAUUCGAGUGUCGGUGUUCACCCAGACGAGAAUACUGCGGAAGGUUGGUCAGAGAUGUUCAUUUCGCAAAGGACUUUCUGGCAGCUGUCAGCAAAAUUAUUCCUGUUCACUCUGACACCAACGACUGGAUCGACACUCAUGGGCUCUCCAUACACCAGCCGACCAAGUUCUCCAGUGCGGGGUGGUGAUAGAAAUUCCUCUCCAGGUCAAAAGGAAGUUGGAAAUUCGGAUUCUGGAUUGUGGUCACCAUCAACGUCGGGGCCAUUUUCGUCUGGAAGUCAUCUGCCGACUUAUUUCCCACCUCCGCCACUUCAGUAUGCCAUUACCAAUGGAAUUCGCCAUCCAAUGCGUCCAAAGCCAGCUAGACAAGGCGAAAUUUUCUACACCAGAUAUAUUCCUAGCGUUGGGCAAUAUCUGGCUUUUCGAACUGCUUCUCUGUCUGCGCGACCUGUUGCCUAUAAUGGACCAACAACAUUGCUAUCUAUUCCAAAACACCAGACAGCCACAUCUAUCUCUUCACUUCCUACCCAUCUCUCCAUUUCAUCUGUUGCAGAUCUAACAACACCACCUUCGGAGACGAAUGAUACUACUCUGAUGACGGAUCUCCAGCUGCUGAACAAGUGGAUGAAUGUUCCUCGAGUUUCGAAGUUUUGGGGGUGUUCAGGUCCGCAAGAGACUCAAGAGGCGUUCCUCAGAGGCAACUUGAAGUCCAAUCACUCUUUUCCGGUAAUUGGUCUAUGGGAUGGAAAGCCGUUUGGAUAUUUUGAAUUAUAUUGGGUCAAGGAGGAUAUUCUAGGAAAGCAUCUGGGUGAUCGUGCUGAUGAUUAUGACCGUGGUGUCCACGUGCUGGUUGGAGAAGAGGAAUUCAGAGGGAAGCAUCGGGUGAAUGCUUGGAUCACAUCCCUUGCGCACUGGGCAUUUAUUCAGGAUUACAGAACCAAUGCUGUCGUUCUGGAGCCAAGAGUAGAUAACGAAAGGUUCAUUUCUCAUCUCAACGAUUCGGGUUUCCUGAAAGAAGGGGAGGUCACAUUCCCUCACAAACAGAGUGCUUUCGUGAAGUUACGAAGAGAAAACUUCGAAGCUCCAGCAAUAUGA